CAGAGGGAAAGAAAGACAACUCCUCCCAAAUUCAGAGGAGCAGGAGGAGGGGCCGGGAGAAAUCACUCCCUUGAGGAGAGUUAGAGGAGGGCAGGGCUUGUGAUGGUGCACCGCUACUUGUUGUUGCCUGUCUGAAGGAGCGUGAGUGUGUGUGUAGCCUUUGAGCCGGUCACCACUCAGUCAGUCAGUCACUUGAACGCACCAUGAAUAAUUCUGAUAGGAGCGCAUAAAGCUGAAAUAGAAAUCAGAGGAGUGACGGAGACGGACGGAGGAGGUUCUCACAGAGUUGAGGAUGAUGGCCGAGGGGCGCUUUGCCAGUCUGCCCAGGUCCAUUCAUGCACAUCAUCACACACUGGAUGGGGUCACUGCACACCAUGGAAUCCCCUCUCCAACCCUUGCUGCCCCCGGUGGCAGUGCCUUCUCCUCCAGGAGGCUCCAGGCCUCCCUUGCCUCCUCUAUGGAUCUCCUCAGCUCCCGUCCUGGCCUCCCUCCAGGGAAAAACGCUGCUCUCUCAGAGCUGUCCUCUGGUUCCUACCAGCCCGUCUCCAUUCAUGGGACGAUGCCUCGACGCAGGAGAGGAGGCACCGCCCCCAACCAUGGGAACCACACCUGGGACCCCAGAGCCAAACAUACGCAUCCAUCAGUCGGUGGGAAUACGACACUGGCUCCUGGGCACAACCAUCAACCUGUGACUUCUCCGCUGGUCCAGAACAUCACCAGUGACUUCCAGAGUUACAGGGAGCCGGCUGCUGGCCUGGACGCCACGGUGGACUAUGUGAAGUUCUCCAGAGAACAUUUUAUUUUGGACUGUCCAUCAGAGAAGCUCCGCAGGGAGCUGGAGGAGGAGCUGAAGAUGAACUGUGAGGAGCCCAGGAGUCACGCAUGGUACCACGGAGCUAUUCCACGACAGGUGGCGGAAAACCUGGUGCAGCGUGAUGGAGAUUUUCUAAUCCGCGAUUCGCUGUCAGUCCCAGGAAGUUACGUUCUGACGUGCCAGUGGAGGAACACCGCCCAGCACUUUAAAAUCAACAAGAAGGUCGUGAUGCUGAACGAAGCCUACUCCAGAGUGGAGUACCAGCUGGAGAGAGAGGGCUUCGACAGUGUCCCUGCACUCAUCAGAUACUACGUCGGCAACAGGAAACCUGUCUCUCAGGUGGUGGGGGCCAUUAUCUUCCAGCCAAUCAACAGGGGGCUUCCUCUGCGCUGCCUGGAGGAAAAGUACGGUCUGACCGGCACGCACCGAGACCCGCUAAUGACCCAGGAGAGGCGGAGUCAGAAGCGACUCAGCCUCAACAUCACAAACGGACACAAUCACGACAACACACACGGCGCCAGUGAUGUCACACACUGUCAGGACAACGGCAUUGGACGAAGCAGUCAGCUGAGGCUUAAAGAUCGCUGUGGCAGCCAACCAGCCAGCCUUAACCAUGUCCAAGAGAGGCGACGCCCACUCAAAGCACACCAAUCAGAGAGCUUUCUUCCUCUCGGGUCCAAACCCAGACCUCAGCCUCCCCCUGACUCGCUCCUCACCAGCCCCGGUCCCAAGUCUCCAGUCUUUCGUACCGGCAGCGAGCCGCUGCUGAGUCCGUCUUUCCCUCGGAGACUGGCAGAGACUCUGGCAGGUCAGGCGAUCCGAGGCUCCGACAGCCAGCUGUGUCCCAAACCUCCACCCAAACCCAGUAAAGUCCCGCUGUGUCGACUGCCUCGCUCCUGCUGCCCCCCGCCUGUGGCCCCCUCCUUAAAGGCCUCCAUCCACACAGAGUCGUCGUCCGUCUCCUCCAUCUUUGCUGCACCUUCUCUGGAUCCUCUCAGGUGUGAGGACACACCUUCAGGGAGGAGAAACGGAGCCUCCACUGGUCCACCUGUUCCUCCACUAAAACCCCUGAAGUUCCAGCACCAGCUCCUGCCCUCAGACUCCCACAGUUCUUUGCUCUCACCUCCUGAGUUGCUUCAGUGCAAAGACUCAUCAUCAGUACGGACGGAGCGGCUGCAGCUGAGCCCUGCAGACCUGAGGUCCCGCAGCCCGCUGGAACCAAACUCUCCGAACUGCAUCUCCAACAACACCGCUGAGCUUCAGCCACCGCUCUGCAGCUACGUGGAGCGACUGAGGAGAGAAGGCGAUGGAGGCAGAGAAGGGGGAGAAGACGACGAGGGGGAGGCAGGAGGACAGAGAGGGCUGGACAGAAGCUCCUACCACCACGCCAUCGCAGCCCUAGAAAACACCAGUGAGGAAGAGGAGGAGGAGGACAACGACGCAGGACGGAGGCCGCAGGAAGAGGAGGAGAAUAGGAGCAGCUUCCAGCGGCCUGUCGUAGAGACGGAGUCCACGUUCAGACCGGCCGAGUUCAAAACCAGACUUCUGCCUCCGGAAAACAAACCGCUGGAGAUGGCGGUGCUGAAGAAGUCGAAGGAGCUGGUGCUGAGUCACAACCACCACAGCAUCGCCAAACACAUGCUGCUGGCUGACUGUCAGAUCGCCAGGAUCCUGGGAGUGACUCCAGACCUGAAAGGUCUGAUGGGCGUGUCCUCUGGUCUGGAGCUGGUGACGCUGCCUCACGGUCGACAGCUGAGGUUGGAUCUGAUGGAGAGACACCACACCAUGGCCAUAGGUGUAGCGGUGGAUAUUCUGGGAUGCACCGGCAGCGUAGAGGAGCGGGCGUCCACUUUGAAUCGCAUCAUCCUGGUGGCGGUGGAGCUGAAGGACACCGUGGGCGACCUGUUUGCUUUCACAGCCCUGAUGAAGGCUCUGGACAUGCAGCAGAUCAGUCGUUUGGAGGAAACGUGGACAACUCUACGGAGGAACUACACCCAGACAGCCAUCAGCUACGAGAAAACUCUCAAACCGUUUUACAAGAGCCUGUACGAGGGCACAGCCUCCUCCCUACAAAUGGUCUGUGUCCCCCUCCUGCUUCCUCUCCUAACUUUGAUGGAGCGUCCGUCAAUCACACCUGAGGGGUCAGAGCUCUGGGAGACCAGCGACCAGGGCUGUGACAUCAUGCUGCGCCACCUGGAGUCAGCACGUGACAUUGCACACAACGCGCAGAGCUUCACCGCCAACGCUCAAAGGAUCUUACAAGGUUUCCAGGUGGACGAGGACUUGCUGGAGGUUUUUAAAACCGACUUCCAGCUGCGGCUGUUGUGGGGAAGCCGCGGGGCUUCCGUCAACCAGACGGAUCGCUACAACAAAUUCAAUCUCAUCCUCACGGCCUUGUCACGCAAACUGGAGCCCCCACCUAAAACACAGACCUUAAUCUGACUUAAUCCCUUAACCCACAGGAGACCUCACAGUGGCCUCCAUAAAACGGAGCAAAAAGACACGAGGAGGAGGGGGAACGAGCUGAGACAGUGGAGAAAAGAGCUGCGGGUGCAACUCCACUGAUAUGGAGAUGACAGUAAAAUCAACACAAGGUUCCAUCACGACAGAACGACUCAGGUGCUGAUCCGGUUCAACCAAACUUCACCACAUGAGGCGCUGAAUAUGAAGAAUAUUCAGCGUUCUUUUAAACGAACCUCAAUGUUUUGACAAGUUUGGACCUCCCCAGAAUUUAAGGAGAUCCUGGAGGGAUGUAGCAGAAGGAACAGGUCACUACUGACAUCGUGUGGUUGAAUUCAGAUUUUGCACCCUAGGUGUGAACGGGCUGGUUCACUGGCAGCACCGAUAGGGGGCAAGAUAAGUUGAUGUCACCGCUGACCUGUGUUAAACAGGUUUAAAGAAACAUUGGUUUUCAUCCAACAUUUAUAUGCAGCAUAAAGUACUUAGUACUAUUUCAUUUAAUUUGCAUUUUGUGUCAAAGUCACAUCAGCAGGUACUAGUUCAUGGUUGUUAAACUGGUUAAUGUUAUAUAAUCUCUCUAAUUUAUCAUUUUUAGUGGUUAAUAUGUCAAAAGCAACCACUAAACAUUGAUUAAUGUCUAACAAAAGUCUUUUGUUAGUUUUUGUGAUUUUAUUUUAAAGCCCAGUCUGUACAGAAACACAACAAAUAAACAUAUGAUUCUCAGCAGUUCGUAAUGUUAACAUGUUAGAGACCUGUUGUAUAUAUUCUAAGCCUUAGCAUGUUAAUAAGACUGUAUAUAUUUUCUGUAGACUGUAAAAAGAAAGAUGUUGAUGAAUUCUUAUGUUUAUAAUAAUAAGAUCAAAUGUGGUAAGAUUUAAUAAACAAGACAUUUAUCUAAUUGUGUAAUAAAGUAAAUGGUUCCGUUGGA
Cynoglossus semilaevis (tongue sole) is the source of this 4202-nucleotide messenger RNA. It is a transcript of the gene bcar3, whose product is annotated as BCAR3 adaptor protein, NSP family member. The record is from RefSeq and is a predicted model, not a curated record. Gene Ontology annotation, biological process: small GTPase-mediated signal transduction; positive regulation of peptidyl-serine phosphorylation. Lineage: Eukaryota; Metazoa; Chordata; Actinopteri; Pleuronectiformes; Cynoglossidae. Gene Ontology annotation, molecular function: phosphotyrosine residue binding; guanyl-nucleotide exchange factor activity. Bases 293 to 3256 code for a protein of 987 amino acids. The transcript is spliced from 17 exons.